GUUCAGUUAAUAUUGAAGGGCUCCCAUUAUAGCCAUUGAUGUUUUAGUUAUUUAGGCAGCCUACCAGAGAGGGCUUCCUUGUUGUCCCAGCCCUCCUUGAAUAUUGAUUGGCUAAACAACAGUCCAUUGCCGCGAUUCUGGGAAGGGUAGUCAUUGUGUUAAAAGAGAACUGGGCAAUCGAUCGGAAGGAGAAACCACAAAUCCCGAGAUACCUUGGGACCAGGAAAAUAAGAAGCGGCUGCGCACUGCGUUGAAGGGGCUGGUUCGUUUAUAUAAGGCGAGGAAACGCGCUAGGAGUAGCAGUUGAGAACUGGCGGCGCUUGAGUAAGGGAGGAAAGCGGUGGAAGGAGGGGUGGGGUUAACUGCAAGGGAGGGGGCGAUUCGAACUUUGGGUGUGCGUGGAGGAGCCAACCUUCCCUCGUUUAGUUAACUCUUUCCUCUCCGAGGAGGAGGAGGAGGAAACCAUCUUUAACUCGUUCGGGACUGGAGAGUUUUUCAUAGAUUGAAGCUUGGGACGGAAAUAUUUUUCAACCGAUUUUUGAGGUCUAGAUUGUUAAGAAAAAAGAAGAACUGUUACACACUUAGACUCUUGGCUUUGGAACUGCCUUCAACUUUUUCGUGCCUGAACUGUUAACCCUUGAUUGUGUGGAUUUGGACAUUUAACAUUUUUAUCACUUACGCUGGAGUGAGAACCCUGCUGCUUAACUCUUCAGUGGCCUUUUGUCUCCCGAAUCUUCAUUUCUUUAAAAGAAUAUAAUUGCUGCGUGCAAGGUGUUUCAAGGACAUACUGUCUCUUGCGGUGGCUCAUUCUUUAGCUGGAACUCUUUUUGCCUUUAAUCUUUUUAUAAUUUGAGAUGUGCAUCUUUCCUACAGUGUGACAAACAGGAGAAGUAGAGACUGGAGGAAAAAACGGAUGCUUCCACACUUCCCAGAGAAGAACUUGUGAAGCUGGCAGCCCCAGCACCAUCCAGCAAGGAACUGCGGGCUAAUUAAAUUCUCCCUCCUUCAAGAAGAGAGGGAGUCAACGUCGUGGACUUAUUAGCCAACAAUCUUCUCCGGGCUGAGGAAAUUGCUAAGAGCACCAGCUAUGGCUGAUGCUGCCUUCUCUGCCAAUCUGAGGCAACAGCCUAAUGGCAAAACACCUUUCCCCCCCUGCAGGGGUGCAGGCGGAGGAGACUCUGGUGGAGGGGGGCCUUUUGUUGGAUCUCCACCCACUAACCAGGAACUGCUCCAAGGAAGAGAGAUUGUGGAUAGGUGGCAACCAAGAGAGGUGGCUAAGCAGCAGGAUGGCAGGCCGGUCAGUGCUGAUGUUGCCUUUCCUGAUUCAGAACUCACAGUUCCUGGGGUUGAAGGAAGCCAAAGUCUGGAUGCCCCAGGGAUUAAUCAGAUUGAGGACCAGACAUUUGGUGCAGCUGCAGACACUCAAGAUGCAGGAGAUGGAGAGCAAUCAGACCUACAGGAGCAGGAAUACUGUGGGACUUUUGACCAGAGUUGCAGAUCCCAGUCUGGUGGAGAAGAAGAAAAACAACUGGGCAAAAAGAAACAUAGGAGGCGCCCUUCAAAGAAGAAGAAACAUUGGAAGCCUUAUUACAAACUCAGCUGGGAAGAGAAGAAGAAGUUUGAUGAAAAGCAGAGUCAACGGGCUUCCAGGAUGCGGGCAGAGAUGUUUGCUAAAGGACAGCCUGUUGCACCAUACAACACCACACAGUUUUUAAUGGAGGAUCAUGAUCAAGAAGAACCAGAUUUGAAGACAAGCCUUUGCCCCAAAAGAUCUGCCACCAAGUCAGAUGAAACCAGUGAGGAAGACUUUGUGGAAGAGGAGGAUGGGGGUAGUGAUGGGAUGGGAGGGGAUGGCACUGAAUUCCUUCAGAAAGAUUUUUCAGAGACAUAUGAGAAAUAUCAUGUAGAGAGUCUACAGAAUAUGAGCAAACAGGAAUUGAUCAAGGAAUAUUUGGAGUUGGAGAAAUGUCUUUCCAGGAUGGAGGAGGAGAACAACCGCCUACAGAUGGAGAACAAGAAAUUUGCAGGGGAUUCAACAGAGGACCCCAGGGUAAGUCAGUUAGUAGAGGAACUGGACAGGUUGAGAGCUGAGAACCAGAAACUCUUGAAAGAAAAGGAACUUGGCAGAGAACAAGAGAACAAUUUCUCUAAACUGGGAGAAUGAAACUGAACAUUUUCUGAGGACAUAAGAGGAAUUGGACAGAAACCAUCCCAAGAUGCUGUAUUCAUAUUGUGGGAAUACAUGUGUGUAUGUGUGUGUACGCACGCACACAUACACACACAGGACUUUAUGUGAUCUAAUCAGAAUAAAUUCACAAUCUUACACUGUUUUUGAAGAUAGUUCUAAUAUAGUGUGCUUUUUUUAAUUAUGUGUAAUCAAGGGUUUGGGAUUUGUUUAUAAAAAUAAGAACACAGAAUAUCCAGUAUUCCUAGGAAAAUUUCUAAAAGUUCAUCGGACUCAUACAGAAACAGAAUUUGUGAUCCUUGAAAAGGAGAGACAAUUGGUGAAGAGGGAAUGGGGCAUGGGAAGGGACAUGUAAAAUAGUCACAUUCUGGGGGAGGUGGGGGGAAAGGCUAUCCUGAUUCAUGAAGAGAGUUUAAAUAAACUGAAGGUCAUGUCAGCAUAA
Molecule: messenger RNA, 2627 nt
Organism: Pantherophis guttatus
Lineage: Eukaryota; Metazoa; Chordata; Lepidosauria; Squamata; Colubridae
Gene: HEXIM1
Product: HEXIM P-TEFb complex subunit 1
Biological process (GO): negative regulation of cyclin-dependent protein serine/threonine kinase activity; negative regulation of transcription by RNA polymerase II
Cellular component (GO): nucleoplasm; cytoplasm; nucleus
Molecular function (GO): 7SK snRNA binding; cyclin-dependent protein serine/threonine kinase inhibitor activity
Source: RefSeq, a predicted model, not a curated record